Megalopta genalis is the source of this 2793-nucleotide messenger RNA. RefSeq lists its product as uncharacterized. Gene Ontology annotation, biological process: regulation of transcription by RNA polymerase II. Lineage: Eukaryota; Metazoa; Arthropoda; Insecta; Hymenoptera; Halictidae. Gene Ontology annotation, molecular function: DNA-binding transcription activator activity, RNA polymerase II-specific; RNA polymerase II cis-regulatory region sequence-specific DNA binding. Gene Ontology annotation, cellular component: nucleus. The record is from RefSeq and is a predicted model, not a curated record.
GUAGUAUAAAAGUGUCACUGGAUUAUCGGAAAUGGUGAUCCUACUUUUGUUCCUUUCGUAAAGUGACAAUUUGUUUAUUAAAAAAAUAGUUAUUCAGCUAUGAAUAUAGUUGUUAUAUAUGCAUUAUAAUUGAUUUGCAUGCCUCGUGAUUUCGAACUGUGAUUACUCGAGUACGUUUAGCUCUCGAAAAAGUUGGACAAUCUCUUGUUGUCCUUAAUUGUAAAGAACAAGAGCGAUGGAAGAAGUAAUGGAAAUUGUGAAAGUCGAAGAUAUAUUACCGAUUAAAGAUACAUCUUCGAUGGACAAUUUGUUUGUUAUUUACAGUUACAGAUAAUAUAGGAGAGGGUAUUGUAAUAUCAAGUGAAGCAGAACCCAAUAUGAAAGUUAUUACUGACGGUGAUCAAAUUAUACAAAUUAUAACGGAUUAUGAAUGUGUAACAUGCCGCAGAGUCUUUAGGUCUCAGGAUAUGUUGACAGAACAUUUGGAUACAUGUAGAGAAGAAGAUGAUUCUAUGACUCUUAUAGAACUCAGGAAUAUAGAUCAAUAUGAUUCGGAAGACGAUAAAGACGACGACAAUUCAGAAUAUGUCGAUGAUAUCAACAACGAAGAUUCAAAUUCUAACAGCCAAAAAAAUAAUAACCACAGACCAGUAAUUAUGCCUGUACCUGAAACCCAAUGCCAUUGUUGUGCUGAAGACUUAAAUACUGCUCAUACUGGUGGUGAACAUAAGUGUUCAGAAUGUGAUCUCUCGUUCAAAAAGAAAUCGUCUCUGGACAGACACAUUGUUGUUAUUCACUGGCAUUACGAUAAUUGCAUUUGUAAAGAGUGUGGACAUUCCUUCAAUAGUAGGAAAGCCUUGAAUAAACAUCGUUACACUACUCAUGGAGAUCAUAAAAUUUUUAGAUGCGAACCUUGUGAUACUUAUUUUUCACGAAGCUAUCAUUUAAAUCGGCACUUAAUGCAAUCUGGUUGUCAUGGUAACAUUCUUAACACGUUUAAUUGUCAAGUCUGCCAAAAAGGUUUUACACGUAAGGAUAAUUUACGCGAACAUUUACGUACACACGCCGGAGAACUUCAGAGGCCGAAAAAGUCAUGUAAAUAUUGUCCUAAGGAAUUUCAUACUACUCAACAAUUAGUAAUUCAUGAACGUGUACACACAGGAGAACGACCAGUUCAAUGCGACUUAUGCCCAAAGACGUUUUUGUCAACACUUGCAUUAAGAAAGCAUAGACGUGUGCAUACAGGAGAAAAACCAUUCGAAUGUCACUAUUGCCAGAAGAAGUUCGCUGCUCGCGAGACCUUAAAUCGACACGAGAGAACCCACACUGGCGAGAAACCACAUGUUUGUCAGUAUUGCAAUAAAUCAUUCAUUCAAGCUGCUCAGUUGAGGGCACACGUGUUUCACCAUACUGGUGAAAAUGGUUUUUAUUGUGAUGUAUGUGGGAAAGCUUUCAAUCGAAAGGCUCGUUUGAAUGUUCAUAAAAAAUUUGUUCACGAAGGAGCAACACCAUUCACGUGUGAAGUUUGUGAGAAAAGAUUUAUAAGGAGAGAAGAUCUUGUUAAACACUCAUUGCUUCAUACUGGCAUUAAACCAUUCAAAUGUGAUAAAUGCGAGAAAGCAUUUUCCACCAAAUCCUCCUUACAAGCUCACUCAAAUACUCAUAGAAGGGAACCACCUCAAUCUUGUCUUGAAUGCAAUAGAGUGUUCAUUCGGCAAGACUGUUUGAUGAGGCACAUAAAGUCUAAGCAUCGUGAAUUAUUGGAGGACGUGAUGAACGAAGUGGAAAAGAAACAUUUACAAACACAGUUAUAUAAUAUUGCUACACUUGCUGCCGAAAAGACAAAAAAUGGAGAAUCUAGAGAACUUUCAACUGAUGAACUAUUAACAGCUAUAUCGGAUUUGUUAAAGAUACUAAUUGAUGAUGAAACUCUACAGCUGUUUGGUUGGCCUGAAGCUCCUAUUCAAGAUAUCCUAGAAGCCGUGAUUAGAAGGUGUGGACAUUCACCGGUAACAUCGGAUACUAAUUUUUAUUUUACCGAGCGGUUGAGAGAAAAUGUGAAACUUUUAUUUAGUGUUGUUAUAGAGGAUGAUCCAGUGAAAUCCCUUUUAACAACGAAAACCGUAGAUGAUGUCAUUUUACACGUUUUACAACUUUCAAAACAAUACACAUCAAGUUCGUAAUUUUAUUAAAAAAAGGUGAAAGUUUACUUUUAUCUUUUCUUAUUAUUAUUAUGAAGAAAAUUCAAUUGUCUUUUAACAAAAUGUUCCAACGAGUGUGAAAGAAAAAUGAUACCAAUAGAACUUGAAAGUACAUAGUAUAAUUUACUCCAUAUUAUUGUUACGGUGUAUUAUAUAAUGUUAUUGAUUAUUAAAAGAUUGCAAAUAUUUAGGAUAUUUACUUGAUGUAUUUUUUAUACGAGUAUAUUUACUUUUCUGGUUUUAUUCAGACUAUUUUGGAUCGUUAUCUUGAAGUAUGUCUCAUGUCAUAGUUACAUUUGCUAAGGCAUUUUAUAUAAGAGUAAUCUAUUUUCACACCUAUUUGAAUGAUAUACAAGUGAAAUUUUAAUCUUUAUUUGUAUUUAAUUAUUCCACAGUUUUCACUGUUAAUAAACAUGUUUAAAACUUUGUAAUCAUGAAAUGCCUCUAUAAUCAUUCACAUAAUAGGAAAUUUUCUGCAGUGUCGAUAAUGCUAAACCACAGUCAGAAAAUUGCAUUGCAUUAUACGUCUGUAUGAAUUGUAAGUAUGGACAAGAUAUCUGUUGUAGACGAAUAAAAGUGUAAUAUAAGAUCA